Chionomys nivalis (European snow vole) is the source of this 2718-nucleotide messenger RNA. RefSeq names its product parvin gamma (gene Parvg). NCBI's taxonomy places the organism in Eukaryota, Metazoa, Chordata, Mammalia, Rodentia, Cricetidae. The coding region runs from base 73 to 1149 and encodes 358 amino acids. Gene Ontology annotation, cellular component: cytoplasm; actin cytoskeleton; focal adhesion. Gene Ontology annotation, biological process: establishment or maintenance of cell polarity; substrate adhesion-dependent cell spreading; cell projection assembly. The transcript has 14 exons. Gene Ontology annotation, molecular function: actin binding. The record is from RefSeq and is a predicted model, not a curated record.
AACCUGGUUACCCUCUGAGCCAGUGGGCUUCACUUCCUGGUGUGAAAAGAAGUGGCUGCCCAGGACCAGUGCAUGGGAUGGCGCUCUCCUUACACUGAGGGAAUCGAGGUAUGCCCAGAGCCUGCUUAUCUAUCAGGGAAGGCAAGGGAGAAGAUGGAGUCAGAGCCCCUUUACAACCUGCUGCAGCUCCCGAAGGAGGUGGAUCCGCCCACAGAGGAGGAGCUCCCAAGAGGAGGAAAGAAAAAAUACCUGUCCCCCAGUUCCCGGAGGGACCCCAAGUUUGAAGAACUGCAGAAGGUGCUGAUGGAGUGGAUCAAUGCCACGCUCCUCCCGGAGCACAUCGUGGUCCGCAGCCUGGAGGAGGACAUGUUUGAUGGACUCAUUUUGCACCACCUGUUCCAGAAGCUGGCAGCCCUCAAACUGGAAGUGGAGGAAAUCUCCCUGACCUCUGCCAGCCAGAGGCGCAAGUUAGGAGUCAUCUUGGAGGCCGCCAACCAGAGUCUGCAGGUUGAAGAGCAACAGGCCAAGUGGAGCGUGGAGACCAUCUUCAACAAGGACCUGCUGGCCACCUUGCAUCUCCUGGUGGCCCUGGCCAAACGCUUCCAGCCGGACCUGCCCCUUCCAGACAAUGUCCAGGUGGAAGUCAUCCACAUUGAGAGCACUAAGACUGGCCUGAAAUCUGACAAGCUGGUGGAGCAGCUCACAGAACGCCGCUCACACAAGGACCAGCCUUCACACGACGCCUUUGAUGAAUUAUUUAAAUUGGCUCCGGAGAAAGUGCACGCCGUCAAAGAGGCCAUUGUGAGCUUUGUCAACGAGAAGUUGGAGCGCCUGGGUCUAUCUGUGCAGAGUCUGGACACCCAGUUUGCAGACGGCGUCAUCCUCCUGCUGCUGAUCGGACAGCUGGAAGGCUUCUUCUUGCAUCUGAAAGAAUUCUAUCUCACUCCCAGCUCUCCCACGGAAAUGCUGCACAAUGUCACUCUAGCCCUGGAGCUGCUGAAGGAUGAAGGUCUGCUUAGCCACCCUGUCAAGGCUGAAGAUAUUGUGAACAAGGAUGCCAAGAGCACACUGAGGAUACUCUACAGCCUGUUUCAGAAGCAUGGGCUGAGGGCAGAGGGCAACAGGGCGCCCUAUGGUACUCCAAACUAGUCACCUCUGCCUCCCCAAGCCAUGUCUCAGGACCUGUCACUCCUGGAGGACCCAGCAGUCCCAGCUCCUCCCAUCCCAGCCUUGGUACUGUGUGGGUUGAUGAUGCACUUCCCUCCCACACCCGUCCUGCUUACACGUACACGUGGGCUGAUACCUUUGACCCCACUGGAUGGGGAUCUGUUCUGAGCUCACCUCUGCUUUGCUCGAUGUAUUUUAACAGCUGUAUGAAUUGAAUUUCUGCUGAGGAGGGUACUCUGGGUGCCUGUGGAGUUCUGGGUGAGCCUUUAACUGUGGUGGAAAGACUUUGGUUCCCAGGCUAGACCAGCCCUCGACAGCUCCCAGUUUGUCUACUAAAGCUAUACCUGGACAGUUAGUGGCUGUCCAGUCUCCCACAAAGCUGACUUUCCCCAGCCAGAGGCUCAGUACAUGCUGUCCCUGACUGUCUACCUCCCACUUUGCCCAGGGUCUUCACCCAAAGACUGGAGCCCUAUGAGGGAGAAGUGAAUUCAGUUUCUUGUCAAAAGUCCUUGACCAGGCUAUCCCAACAGUUGCAGUCCUGAGCUCUGCCCCUAGCCCCAGGGAAGAGAGCCUGGAGUUGGUACCUUGGUUCAGGCUCUCUCUGAUCAUCUUUGGGGAGCCAUGGGCAUUCUGUCUUAUGAGACUUCAUGUCUCCUGCAGAGAAAAACAGCUUCAGGAACUGAGCUGGGUCCAUUUGGGCUGGAGGAGAAGCUAUUGGGGGGAAAUGCCGUGCAUGGGGUGCAGGCUUGCAAACACAUAGGGUGCAGGAAUGUGAGGAGGCCAGUCCAGCUGUCACUCCUCCUGACUUCCCCUGCCUGCCCAGCUCCAGGUCUUCUAGGUUUGGGGUGGUAUAGUAGAACAGCUUUACUUUUGGGGGACUUUGGAGCAGAGUCCGCACAGGACAGGACACCCUCCCAGGACAGUGGGUGGAGCUAGGAGGAACUGGCGGCACUGAUUUCUGGUGUGAGCGGUCUAGAGGCUCUUCCCUCCACCCAGCCCCUGUCCCCUUGCCUGCUCUAACAGUGGUGGUCCCAUCAGACGUCUCCUCUGUCUUACUAUCUCUGUGACAUGGCCCUCUCCCAUAGCAGGGACAUCAUCACAGUAGCCAAUGCCUAGAUGCCUCUACCUCAGGUAACCCCUCCACUAAGGCCUUCCUCUAUGCCCCAUUUGUUCUCUCUGGAGCAUCCUGAGCCAUGGUGUCCAGAGACCACCCUCACCUCCUGGGCUCUUGAAUCCCUUUCUCCUUCUUCAUUGCCUGCUUGCCCACCUGGCCCCUCCAUGUCCUUACUUCCACAUCCCCACGCCCUGUCUAAUAGCAAAUUUAAAUCAUAAUGAUAGGGCUGGAGAGGUGGCUCAGAGGUUAAGAGCACUGGCUAUUCUUCCACAGGUCCUGAGUUCAAUUCCCAGCAACCAUAUGGUGGCUCACAACCAUCUGUAAUGAGAUCUGGAGCCCUCUUCUGACCUGCAGGCAUACAUGCAGACAGAACACUGUAUACAUAAUAAAUAAAUAAAUAAAUAUUUUAAAAAAUUAAAAAAAAUCAUAAUGAUAAU